AUGGCCUCCGCACCGACGCCGCAGCCGUUGCUCCCGGUGACCAACCCCUCCUCCGGCAGCGGAGGCUCGGCCCCGUCCUCCGGCAGCGGCUUCUCCGACGCGGCGCUCGCCACGCCGGCCUUCCGCCUCUUCCUCAGCAGGGUGUCCGACACGGCGCGCCGCUCGCUCGAGGACCGCCGCCCCUGGGCGGAGCUGGUCGACCGCUCGGCCAUCUCGCGCCCGGACUCCCUCUCCGAGGCCACCUCGCGCCUGCGCCGCAACCUCGGCUACUUCCGCGUCAACUACGCCGCCGUGGUGGCCGUCUCCCUCGCGGCGUCGCUCCUGGCGCACCCCUUCUCCCUCCUCGUCCUCCUCGCCAUCCUCGGCGCCUGGUGCUUCCUCUACGUCUUCCGCGCCCCCGACCAGCCCGUCGUGCUCUUCGGCCGCACCUUCACCGACCGCGAGACGCUGCUCGGCCUCGUCGUCUCCUCCCUGCUCGCCUUCUUCCUCACCUCCGUCGCCUCGCUCAUCAUCUCCGGCCUGCUCGUCGGCGGCGCGCUCGUGGCGGUGCACGGCGCCUUCCGCAUGCCCGAGGACCUCUUCCUUGACGACUCCAGCAACGCCUCCGGUGGCAACACCACCAACAGGCUGCUCUCCUUCCUCGCGUCGCCCGGAUCUGGGGUUUGAGGCUGCGCAAGAUCUGGUUGAGAUUGCAGAUGCUAGAGGGCUAGGCACAACAUGUGAAUUAUGUAAAGCUAGACUCCUGCAGCUCUGAGAUAGUGGAUGUUAGAGUGCUGGGUACAACAGGUAAAUCAUUUUGGUUUGCUAUGUCCAACUAUGAAGGUGGUUUCAAGGUUCUUGCCUGUGUAAGCCACCCAUGGCGAGGC
Molecule: messenger RNA, 866 nt
Organism: Lolium rigidum
Lineage: Eukaryota; Viridiplantae; Streptophyta; Magnoliopsida; Poales; Poaceae
Product: PRA1 family protein B2-like
Exons: 2
Coding region: 1-666 (221 amino acids)
Biological process (GO): vesicle-mediated transport
Cellular component (GO): endoplasmic reticulum; Golgi apparatus
Source: RefSeq, a predicted model, not a curated record